UCGAUCUUCUCCACUGGAGAGAUAGGAAAACAACUUACCCCAGGAAAACUUAUGUCUGUCUCGUCGUCUUAAUAAAGUGACUUUCGAAAACCGGUUAUUAUAUUCAACGUUUUAAUAAUGACGUGCCUGACAGAGAGAAAGAGAGGUGCUUUGACACUGUGUUAAGCAUUACCUGAAGUAGAUGGAUGUGAUGAUACUCGACUCAAACCCAGGGUUCUUGAUGUGACCAAUGACAAUUCGAUCUCGAACCAGUCGUCCGGUCCUCAUGGUGAGGCCAAGACACUACUUCAGAACAUUCUCCAACAACCACCUCAACACUCCCCCUUCUCUCUAAUGACCGUAUCCCGGCAUUCAGCUCUCUCAUGCAGUAGUACUACGGGGUCCUUGCCUCCAAGUCCAUCGGACAGUGGGGUAUCUGAUGUUGACAGUAGCAGUUGUCAUUUGAGUAGUGAUGAAACUAAACCAAGAUUCCUAGACACACCAGCACCGUCGACAACACCAGAUUCUCCAACAUCUGUUGGCCAGUCUUACUUCCAGUCUUACUCCCAGGUGGCGCUAUCACCUUAUCAUUCCAACCAACUGUAUUCUCAGAAAGAAUUUCCUUGUGUCGUUCCCUAUCCGCCAGAGGGCCAUUACAAGACUUUACAGCAUCAUCCUUUCCCUCUGAUCAAUCAUACUGCACCUCCAUUCCCCCAAAGCCAUCUUCAUCUUACGAGUCCGAGUUCAUCUCACCCCGUGAGGUUACCCCAUCACCCACAUCAACAUUCUCAACUCUCCCCGACUAAUAAUCCCAUGGCAUUACCAAGACCUUCAUCAUCUUCCGGACUUCAAUCGCCCACCGAAAAGCCAUCUGCUAUACCAACGUCCGUUAUCACGGCGGCUCAUAGCAACAGUAACCUUGGAAACGACACAGAUCCGUCCUUCUACGUUGAAGAUCUCUCUUUCCAGCCACGAGUCAAGAAGAAAGGCCGAAAGCCGAAGAAUUUUGAUGGUAACAUUUCAUCUUCCGGCAAGAGAAGAAACAAAGAAGGUUCGACUACGUACUUAUGGGAGUUUUUACUUAAAUUGCUACAAGACAAGGAAUACUGCCCUCACUACAUAAAAUGGACGAACAGAGAGAAAGGCAUCUUUAAGCUGGUUGACUCGAAGGCUGUUUCUAAGCUGUGGGGAGUACACAAAAACAAGCCAGACAUGAACUACGAGACGAUGGGUCGUGCUCUCAGGUACUACUAUCAGAGAGGAAUCUUAGCGAAAGUAGAUGGCCAAAGACUGGUGUACCAGUUUGUUGAGGUACCGAAAGAAAUAGUGGAGAUUGACUGUUCGGGAGCCUGAUAUCACCAACGGUUUGUUCCGAGAUGAUCAUGAUUAUUCACGUGUGCUAGGUGUUGUCAUGGGAACAGAACAGGUGUCCGAGAAGGGGGACUGACUGCGCAUGUCUUGAAAAUAUUGUCGUGGUUGUUGAAUGAACAAUUUUCAGACCCGUCACCAUUUCAACACUUCAGCCGAGAUAAAAACGUACUGUGAAAACUGUAUUUUUAUAUAUAUAUAUAUAUAUAUCUCAAAGGACGCUUUCUAUCCAUUGUUAAUUCACAAAUAUUCCAAACAAAUUUAUUUAUUUUUUCUAUGACCUAGGUUGUUAUCUGUAGCAACUGUUAAUGGCUGUAAUGUGAGAUAAACGACAUGCAACGCAUAUAUAUAUGUUGUUUGACGUAUCAACAAUAUGUGAAUGAUUCGUGUAUACGUUUGCUCGUUACUUUUUAGCGUGUAUCAUACUAUAGUUGUAUUACUUUGUGCUUGACAAAGCGGGGUUUUAGUUGUAAUAUUAUACUCUGGUGUAAAAUGAGUAAAGAAUUUAAACCCAAAAGACUAUGAGAACAUAUUUAAUUGAACGUAAAACAUUAUUUUUUUUUAUCUACACAAUUUUUACACACAUGCACUACUACGAUAAUAUGGAAUACUUAAAGUGUCGCCAUCUAGUGGUAAAGUUGAAUCACCUUGAAAAAUUAAUUCGGUUUUAAUAGAAUUAAUUUUCUUUUAUGCAGUAAAAUGUAAAAUCUACACGACUAAAGUCCGUUACCGUGUAGUAACUGCAUUAAAUUUCCAAAAAAAAUUUCUUUUACGUUUGAUUUACUUUGCGUUUAAAUCAUUACGAAAAAGGGUGGAAUAUUUUCACGACAAUUUUUUGAAAAUGUUCAGGUUUUGAUUUGGUAAUGUCUACAAUGUUCCGAGAUUCAAAUGUGCCUUCCAAAAAAAUAUAAAAUAAUAUAUAUACUUAUACAUAAGAUCUUUAAUGCUUCGUGAAACUUUCAGAAUUUCUAAACUUUCGUACGUACAAGUACAUAAGAAAAGAGACGAGUACGAGCUAUCUUUAUGAGAGGAUACACUUAAAGAAAAAAAUAUAAUCAAAGUAUAGGU
Limulus polyphemus (Atlantic horseshoe crab) is the source of this 2415-nucleotide messenger RNA. RefSeq names its product ecdysone-induced protein 74EF-like. Bases 334 to 1332 code for a protein of 332 amino acids. The record is from RefSeq and is a predicted model, not a curated record. Gene Ontology annotation, molecular function: DNA-binding transcription factor activity, RNA polymerase II-specific; sequence-specific DNA binding. Gene Ontology annotation, biological process: cell differentiation; regulation of transcription by RNA polymerase II. NCBI's taxonomy places the organism in Eukaryota, Metazoa, Arthropoda, Merostomata, Xiphosura, Limulidae. Gene Ontology annotation, cellular component: nucleus. The transcript is spliced from 8 exons.